UCGUGUCAUAUAUCCUACGUUGUUGAGCCACGUUUAGGUAGUGUUGCUAUUUAAAUAAGUUUAAGCAAGCCGGUGAAUAAUUUGGUUUGAUGUUUUCGUUUUAAAAUAUAUUUCAAAGCUUUUUCUCAGCAUGUUGCACAUUUUGCAUAUUGCGUUAGCAUUUUUUGUCUGUUCGAAUUGUGCUGCUGUAGAGUUCACGUUUGAGUUGCCAGAUAAUGCUAAACAGUGUUUUCAUGAAGAUAUUCAACAAGGAGUGAAAGCUACUAUAGAAUUUCAGGUGGUUACUGGAGGACAUUAUGAUGUAGAUGCUAUGCUUGAAGCUCCUAGUGGUCAGGUGUUGUAUCGAGGUAUAAAGAAGCAGUCUGACAGCCAUUCUUGGACUGCUGAACAAACUGGGGUGUAUAGACUGUGCUUUAGCAAUGAAUUUUCAACAUUUAGUCAUAAGCUAGUGUAUGUGGACUUUUUAGUAGGGGAAGAAAAGCCUCUUCCUGGAGUAGGGGAACAUUUGACUGCCAUGACAAAGCUGGAAACUUCCUCUUCUAAUGUGCACGAGCAUUUGAAUACUAUUAUCGAUUACCAGACACAUCAUCGUUUAAUGGAAGCCCAAGGUCGCAAACGAGCUGAAGAUUUAAAUGUCCAUGUGAUGUAUUGGUCUCUGUUAGAAACAUUUUUUAUCAUUUUCAUAGGAGUUGGUCAAGUAAUUAUUUUGAGAAACUUUUUCAGUGAGAAAAAAGGAACUUCUUCCUCUUGAAAAUUGAGUGUAAGAUAUAUAUAUAUAUAUAUAUAUAUAUAUACACACACACACACACACACACACACACACACAUACACAUACAUAUACUGAAAGGCAUUGGAAAUACAUUUGUCCAUUUCAUGUCUUCUGCAUGGGCACAGUGUGUCUCAUGCUUUGUAUUCAUUAAACGUUUUUUGAGAAACUGUGAAGAGACAUUAAAAAAAUAUGGUUCAUUAUGAAAUGUAUUUUAUAAUAUGGUGAAAUGCUUUGACUUCCACAGUUAAAAUUGUAAUUGUUAUAAAAACUUCCUGUAGGUUUUGAAAAUUAUAUACUUGACAAUUAAUGUGAUGACAAAUUCUUUGAAAUGUUACUUAAAAUUUCUGUAGUACCAUGUAAUUAUCUUGUGGUAUUUAAGGAUUUGUAAAUAUUGUUGACUUAUCAUUGAAUAUGUAUUUCAAAAUGAAUUAACACUGUUUUAUUUUAAAAUUCAGCCCAGAAGUAUUUGCAUUUUAAACAUUCUGUUUAUGCUCUCGUUUUCUGCCUUUUCAGUGCACAAGCAAUAAAAUUGAUAUUUUUGAAGCUUUCGUUAUUUAGUGACCAUUUUAUUUUUUAACUUAAUGUUAUAAUAAAUUUUUGUAAUUCAUAUUAAAAUGUUCUUGUGCAUUGAUUCUGUGGUAUUAGUCGGUUUUGAAAAUACUCUAGUAAUAUAUUUGAUUAUCCUAGGUUUUUGAUGGUAUUUGUAUGAAUAUUGAAAUCGGAUUUUUGAAACCUUUUCUCCCGAAUGAGCAUAUAUAGUUUUUGAUUUAAUGUUAUAAGUUUCAUAAAUUCCCAUCUGUAUCAAGAGAGAACACGGCAAAAUAAAGCAAAAUUUGGCGAAGCAGGA
Messenger RNA from Stegodyphus dumicola, 1616 nucleotides. It is a transcript of the gene p24-1, whose product is annotated as transmembrane emp24 domain-containing protein. NCBI's taxonomy places the organism in Eukaryota, Metazoa, Arthropoda, Arachnida, Araneae, Eresidae. The record is from RefSeq and is a predicted model, not a curated record.